AUGAUCAAAGCUCUACAAGUCCUCCGAAUACACUUACUAGAAUUAGAAAAAGUUCAAGAAUUAUGUCGAGAUUUGAGCCGAUAUAUUGCCUGCCUACGAGGCAAAAUGCAGUCAGAAAACUUGCUACGAGCCGAUUAUAAUGGCGGAAUGGGUCCUCUUGAGCAUAACAACAACGUUGGAAGUUCAAAUUCAAAUAGUCCUACACAAUUAAAUAAUAGUCCAUCACAGUCAUUGAAUGCACCUAGUCACACUUAUACGGAAGAGAACGCGUUUCAAUUAUGUGCUGCUUACAUGGAAAACUCUACCAGUCCAGCCUUACAAGCGUCAGGAUCUGAUAGCGCUGGCAUAGUUUUGGGGACUACACCUAUUGGCCAAAUUGGUGCUGGGCUUAUGCCACCAGGAGCAGACGCUUACUCAGGUCAACUGUCACCAAUGCCCAGUACAGAUGAUCAGGAGAGCGGUGGUGAGAGUGUGAGUGGAACAAGUGCCAGACGCCAAAAGCGAGGAGUUUUACCUAAGCAAGCCACUAGUGUAAUGAGAGCUUGGCUAUUCCAACACCUUGUUCAUCCUUAUCCAACGGAAGAUGAAAAGCGAAACAUAGCUGCUCAAACAAAUUUGACACUAUUACAAGUUAAUAAUUGGUUUAUCAAUGCGAGAAGAAGAAUUUUGCAACCUAUGCUUGAAGCUACUGAUGGUCAGUCACCAAGAGCUGAUUCAGCUCAGACUUCAUCAGUUUCUCAACACAAGAAGGCUGGUUCAGCAAAACGCUUUUGGCCUGAUAAUCUUAGUGGAAUGUUAGACCAGAGAAUAGAUCCUAGUGCUUUGAGUAGCAGUUCUGAUGAGGAGGACAGCCAGGAUAGUCUGGUUAUUGAUAGAUCUCAAAACAGUAUACCUACUGAAAAUAACCAUUGAAUUGUGGUAUGAUAAUUAUUAUUAACAUACUUGCUAGCGCCACAAAAUUUAAAAAUUCAUUUUAUAUUUAUUUCUGUUUGAGGAAUUUCAGUUUACCUUAUUAAACCAUGUGGGGCUAGCAAUAAUUUUUAUUAAAAUGCUAAGCUUUUUGUAUAAUAUUGUUAACUUCUAGUUAAUAAGAAUUGAAGUUUUUACUAUCUUAUA
This is a messenger RNA of Ctenocephalides felis (cat flea), 1116 nucleotides long. RefSeq names its product homeobox protein PKNOX2-like. Gene Ontology annotation, biological process: regulation of transcription by RNA polymerase II. NCBI's taxonomy places the organism in Eukaryota, Metazoa, Arthropoda, Insecta, Siphonaptera, Pulicidae. Gene Ontology annotation, molecular function: DNA-binding transcription factor activity, RNA polymerase II-specific; RNA polymerase II cis-regulatory region sequence-specific DNA binding. The record is from RefSeq and is a predicted model, not a curated record.